UUCUAACUUGCAUGCACCGAACGCGUGUACGCCUCAUUCAAAGUGGCCUUGAAAGGCCGUCUGCUCGCACAGCGCCGUGGGUGCGUUAAGCUAUACGACACUAGAUAUAUUGUGAUGCCAUCCACACGAGAGCAUACUCACCACCUAAACGUAUACUACGCGAGGCAUUCUGAGUCCCAGUAACUGUGGACACCAAUGCUUGCCAACGCCAACGCCAACGCCAAUGUCAGGCCGGUCCCUGCUGCCAAGGCCUACCGGCCGUCACCGCUGUUUCGCUUCAGCACCAGCGUCAUUGGCAUGCUCAAGGCGCAGCCUAGCGAAGCCGAAGCGUCUGUUCUUCCUGCCAGUGAGAGCCGACCAUUAAGCGACAGUCCAACAAGCUCUGUCACUUCUCUGCCACUGGUGCCGUCAGCCGAACCGCCGAAAGAGAAGGAAAAGGACGAUGUCGCGUCUAGGUUAGUCGUCGAACUGCGUCGUAAGCUGCAAGACGCCGAGGCGACCAUCGCUACAAGAGACCAGUCCGUCGCAUCUUUGCAAGAACAGGAGAAGGCUCUGAAUGCGUCAUUGGAGGAGGCACGCUCAGAGGUUGAGGUGCAGAAGACGGCAGUGGAGCUUCUGAAGGACGAAAAAAGCGCUGUGGAGAAGAGCCGUGCGGACAUUCAACAGCAGCUGACCAGCAUUCACGAGGACUUUGAACGGUGUCGCGUCGAGUUGACUGACGCUAGACGAGAGCGUGACGAUGCCAGGGCUGAUGUCUCGGCUAAGACGGCGGAGACGGAAGCCGAACACUCUGCUUGCAUCACAGUGGGGCAACAGCUUGAAGCGGUCCUGGCGGAGAAACGCGGGCUGGAAGCCACGAAUCUGCAGAUCCAGUCCGAGUUCGACGCGAAGAUCACUGAGCUCCAGAACCUUUCCGUUCAGACGGAAGAUCUCGCAUCUAAGUUCGCAGCACUGCAAGCAGAAAGCGACCGCAAAACGUCCCGGAUAGAAGAGCUUGAGGUGGAUCUAGAGGCAUCCAAUCAAGAGCGGGAAGCGAUCGACCGACAGCGCAUUGCGGCUGUGGAACAAGUCCACUCCCUCGAGGGGCAGCUGGAGGAAGAGACGACUGCGGUCCGGCGAGGGAUGGAGGAACUUCAGCGAAGAGAAGAAGACCUGCGAGUAUCACAGGACAUCGCACACGAUCUGCAAGUACAGCUUCAAGAAAUGCGUACAGCGGCCGAUCGUACGGAACAAUUCCGGCAGAGUCUCGAGCUAGAGCUCCACAAGACUCGUCAAUGCGCGUCUGAAGCUUUGAACUCUGCCCUUCACGAAUGCGAGAUGCUGAAGGCCCAGGUGAACGAAGCGAGGCAGCGCGCUGUUGCCGCGGAGAGAGCAGUGGACGAGGCGCGGAGGCGGAUGAAGCAAGCACGCGAUGAGGAUCCGGAUGUGCUCCAACUGCGGAGCGAGUUGGUGAGCACGCGUAUAGCAUUCUCGACGCUGCGGGACCAAUUCAGGGUGUUGAGUCGGCACGCGACGAAUCUUGAGGAGGCUGCGAGGCGUAGGACGCAGGAGAGUGGGUGCGUAGUCCAAUAAGGGGACAUCUAUUUCCGCGAGCACUCCCCCCCAACUAAGUUAGAGCAAUCUGCGAACUUACCGGGCUCUGCGGAGCUGAGCGCAGACGCUGUAUUGUGGCUUGCCGGUGAUCGUUGAUUGCCCGACGCCCAUAUCUGCAAGCUGGUACUACUUCUAACCACCCCUCACCAGGAACUUUGUUUGAGAAACACUCCAUUCACAGCAUGUAUUACCUUGCAUCAUACGUAUUCAGCACAUCGUCACACGUAUCACAUGAGAACACAAGUUCCGAG
This is a messenger RNA of Laetiporus sulphureus 93-53, 1844 nucleotides long. RefSeq lists its product as uncharacterized. The coding region runs from base 196 to 1572 and encodes 458 amino acids. The transcript is spliced from 4 exons. The record is from RefSeq and is a predicted model, not a curated record. Lineage: Eukaryota; Fungi; Basidiomycota; Agaricomycetes; Polyporales; Laetiporaceae.